Molecule: messenger RNA, 1791 nt
Organism: Glarea lozoyensis ATCC 20868
Lineage: Eukaryota; Fungi; Ascomycota; Leotiomycetes; Helotiales; Helotiaceae
Product: WD40 repeat-like protein
Exons: 2
Coding region: 1-1791 (596 amino acids)
Biological process (GO): positive regulation of anaphase-promoting complex-dependent catabolic process; positive regulation of ubiquitin protein ligase activity; anaphase-promoting complex-dependent catabolic process
Cellular component (GO): anaphase-promoting complex
Molecular function (GO): ubiquitin ligase activator activity; protein binding; anaphase-promoting complex binding
Source: RefSeq, a predicted model, not a curated record
AUGGCAACUGUAGUAUCAACCCCAUUAAAGUCCCAUGCGGGACUUUUCUCCACACGUACCGCUGGCGGACGUAUGCCAUUAACCCCCUCGCCUCGCACACGCACGGCAGCAAUGUCGAACAACAACUCAUCACCGUUCACACCGGAGAGAAAGACAGUGGACAAUGAGAGGGUGGCUACCAAGUCGGUGUACGGUGGAAAUCUAUCAUCACACUUCACAAAAGCUACAUCAAGAACAUCGCACCGGGACUCGCCAAAGUCCAACAUCGCCAAGGGUGUACAAACACCUCGUCGUGCCUUGGAGCUCGGCGUCUCUGACUUCGCGCUUACUGGCACUGGAUGCAAGACACCAAGCAGCAGCCGAUCCCGCAAGGGCCCGCUUCGUCAAAAGUCAACCAAGACUACGCUCUCUUAUGGCGAUCGCUUCAUCCCAAACAGAACCGCAAGCUCAGCACUUGCUAACGUCGGAUCUGGAAAGCUCGACGUGGGAGAAAAGAGACCAAAGUCAAGCACUGGCGAGAACUCAGCAGUUCUGGCAUCAGCUGUCGAUGAUGCUCUUGCAGCUCUCGGCUCCUUGACCCUGAACGAUGAUGAAGAGCCAUCUACUUACUCUCGCCCAUCACCAAACACUGUCGCUUACCAAGACUCAUUGGCAUCAGCUUGUGGUGUCUCCCUCAACCAACGCAUUCUCGCAUUCAAGCCAGCCGCACCAGAGUCCUCGAAGCCAGUUGAUCUUCGCUCUCAAUAUAACCGACCCAUCAAGAACGCCAGCGCAACAUCUGCUCAGUUCAGACGCCGCGUAGCAACCGCCCCCGAGCGUGUCCUUGAUGCCCCCGGUCUUGUUGAUGACUAUUAUCUCAACUUGCUUGAUUGGUCUUCCGGUAACCAGGUCGCCAUUGGCCUCGAGCGCAACGUAUAUGUCUGGUCAGCAGAAUCAGGAACCGUCAGCUCGCUCCUCGAGACCAGCCCUGACACUUAUGUUAGCAGCGUCAAAUGGUCCGGGGAUGGAGCUUACGUGAGCGUAGGGCUGGGAACGGGUGAGGUUCAGAUCUGGGACGUCGAGGAAGGGACCAAGCUCCGAAGCAUGCACGGCCACGACACACGUGUUGGUGUCAUGGGCUGGAACAAGCAUACCCUCUCAACUGGUGCACGAUCGGGACUCGUUUUCAACCACGAUGUGCGAAUUGCCCAACACAAAACUGCAGAGCUCGUCUCCCACACCUCAGAAGUCUGUGGUCUCGAGUGGCGCGCUGAUGGUGCUCAACUUGCUACCGGCGGCAAUGACAACCUCGUCUCAAUCUGGGAUGCUCGCUCCUUGGCCGUACCAAAGUUCACCAAGACCAACCACAAAGCUGCUGUCAAGGCCCUCAGCUGGUGCCCAUGGCAACCAAACGUCCUCGCCACUGGAGGCGGUUCAUACGAUCGUCACAUUCAUUUCUGGAACACCACCACCGGUGCUCGUGUGAACAGCAUCGACACUGGAUCUCAAGUCACUUCUUUGAGAUGGAGCCCACACUACCGUGAGAUUGUCAGCACCAGUGGCUUCCCAGAUAACUCAAUCAGCAUUUGGAGCUAUCCAACUCUUGUGCGAAAUGUCGAGAUUCCUGCACACGAAACCAGGGUUCUCCACAGCUGCCUAAGCCCAGACGGACAAAUGUUGGCUACAGCUGCUGCCGACGAGAGUUUGAAGUUCUGGAAGGUCUUUGAGAAGAAGGCUGGCGCUAGCUCCUCAGCUGGUGUUUCCGGCGCUUCUGGAAAAGCUGACAUGGUCAAGCAAAUGACCAUCCGCUAA